CCCGUCCCGCGGGGCCCCGGCUCCCCGGGCCAUGCUGUGGCGGGGGGCGGCGAGCGGGCGGGCGCUCUGCGGAGCGCUGCGCGGGGUCGGGCAGCCGCCGGUCCGCGGCCUCCGCGCCUCUCCGCCGUCGCGGUCCUCCAUGCCCUCCUGGGUCAUAGACCGGUACGGCCGCAACGACGUGCUGCGCUUCACCAGGGACAUGCUGUUCCCCAUCAUACACCUCCCGAACGAGGUCAUCAUUAAGGUUCACGCUGCGAGCCUGAACCCCAUCGAUCUUAGCAUGAGAAGUGGUUACGGUGCUGCCGCCCUAAACAUGAAGCGAGAUCCCCUGAAACUGAAGAGCACAGAGGGUGAAUUUCCACUCACACUUGGUCGAGAUGUCUCUGGUGUUAUUAUGGAAUGUGGACUCAAUGUGUCUUACUUCAAACCUGGAGAUGAGGUGUGGGCAGCCGUUCCUCCCUGGAAGCAGGGCACUCUGUCAGAGUUUGUGGUAGCCAGUGGAAACGAGGUGUCUUUUAAGCCUAAGUGUCUCAGCCACAUAGAAGCUGCCUCCUUACCUUACGUAGGCCUGACAGCGUGGUCUGCGGUGAAGCAAGUUGGAGGACUGAACCAAAGUAAUUGUGGUGGGAAAAGAGUAUUAAUAUUAGGAGCUUCAGGAGGAGUUGGCACAUUUGCUGUCCAGCUAGUGAAGGCCUGGGGUGCUCAUGUGACAGCAGUUUGUUCUCAGGAUGCCAGCACACUGAUGAAGAAGCUUGGAGCAGAUGAUGUGGUUGAUUACAAAGCUGGGAAUCUGGAAGAGCAGCUGAAAACCUUGCCCUUAUUUGAUUUCAUCCUUGAUAAUGUUGGUGGCUCCACUGAGAAGUGGGCUCUGGAUCUGCUGAAGAAAUGGUCAGGAGCAACCUACGUUACUUUGGUGACACCUUUCCUGAUCAACAUGGACAAACUCGGGGUGGCUGACGGCAUGUUACAAACAGGAGUCACCGUUGGUUCCAAAACUCUGAAGCAUCUCUUCAAAGGAGUCCAUUAUCGGUGGGCAUUCUUUGCGCCGAGCGGGCCCAGCUUGGAUGAAAUAGCAGAACUAGUUGAUUCUGGAAAGAUCCAACCAGUUAUUGAUGAAGUCUUCACUUUCUCUGAAGUUCCAAAGGCCUUUGAGAAGCUGGAAGGAGGACAUGCCCGGGGAAAAACAGUGAUCAAUGUCAUCAGUAAACAAUAAAAGUGUCUCUGACUGCUGUUCUGCACUGCCAGGCCUUGCUGGCAGAUUCCACUUGAACAUGACCUGGAGUUUAGCAACUGCUUCAACUUUCAAGGCUGCAUACAGGUGUUUUGUCAAGUCUUCUUUUAGGAAAGCCUCUUUCACACUCUGCCUGUCACUUAAUACACAGACAAGAAAUUACACUGUCUCUUAGAAGACAACUUUCAGGCUGCAGCUGUGGCUUUUGCCCUCACUCUUGGGUAAGUGGAACACCCAGAUCCAUUGUCAGUCUGUAGAGAUGUUAUCUUCCAGGUGUUUUAGCUAACUCCUGGAAAAGAUGAGCACACUUUAAUUGUCCUUUCUCCCUUGGUCUCCUUCCCUGCUUCUGUUCACCCUGGUUAAUGUUUAUUAUUCCUCACUGUGGUUCAUUCUCAGAACCUGUGAGCUUCUCUAGUAAGUGGCCACAUUGCUGUUUCCAGACCAGUACUUUCAUCUUGAUAUGGCAAAUCUCUCAUGCCAUGUCUAAUCUGAAUAGAAGCAUGGAACAAAAA
Pogoniulus pusillus (Red-fronted tinkerbird) is the source of this 1743-nucleotide messenger RNA. It is a transcript of the gene RTN4IP1, whose product is annotated as reticulon 4 interacting protein 1. NCBI's taxonomy places the organism in Eukaryota, Metazoa, Chordata, Aves, Piciformes, Lybiidae. Gene Ontology annotation, cellular component: mitochondrion. The transcript is spliced from 9 exons. The record is from RefSeq and is a predicted model, not a curated record. Gene Ontology annotation, molecular function: oxidoreductase activity; zinc ion binding. Bases 32 to 1213 code for a protein of 393 amino acids.